AUGGGCGAAGAAAUCCAAACGGAAGACGGAACAGUGACUUUAAAACGUAAAAUUACGCUUUUUAAUGGCGUAGGAAUUAUUAUUGGAACGAUUAUAGGGUCUGGAAUUUUUAUAUCUCCCACCGGUGUUUACUCCUAUACUGGGUCGGUAGCGGCAUCACUCCUAAUAUGGCUGAUCUGUGGUCUAUUAUCAACAUUGGGUGCACUAUGUUACGCGGAGUUGGGGACUUCCAUAGCGAGAUCUGGCGGUGACUACGCCUAUAUUUACACGGCCUUCGGGCCUUUACCGGCCUUUCUUAGAAUGUGGAUUGCGCUACUUAUAAUUAGGCCCACGACGCAGGCGAUUGUUGCCCUGACCUUUGGGAAUUAUGUGGUGAAGCCUUUCUACCCUGAAUGUGAACCGCCGGAAAACGCGGUGAAGCUACUGGCGGCGGUGUGUUUGUGUAUACUGACAGCAAUUAAUUGUAUUAGUGUUCGUUGGACCAUGCGAAUCCAGGAUAUCUUCACCACAUCGAAGCUGUUGGCUCUUAUUGUUAUCAUCAUAUCUGGAUUUUGUUAUAUUGGCAUAGGGCACACAGAAAACUUUCAGAAUUCCUUCGAAGGGAAAUAUGGUGCUGGAGAUAUUGCUUUGGCGUUCUACUCCGGCCUCUUCGCUUUUGGCGGCUGGAAUUAUUUGAAUUUCGUCACUGAAGAGCUGCAGGAUCCGUAUAAAAAUCUACCUCGCGCAAUAUGGAUAGCUAUGCCAAUGGUGACUAUAAUCUAUGUGCUGGCGAACCUGGCCUACUUCGCUGUUGUCACCAAAAUGGAGAUGAUGUCUAAUCCUGCGGUUGCUGUGACAUUCGGCGACCGUCUGUUCGGUAGCUGGAGUUGGGUGAUUCCAAUAUUCGUGGCUUUAUCUACUUUUGGAGGAGUCAAUGGCGUUCUCUUUACAUCAGCGCGAUUAUUCGCAACGGGAGCACAAGAGGGGCACAUGCCGGCAUUCUUCUCGCUAUUCCAUAUUGAGAAACAGACUCCUAUACCAUCACUUAUAUUCACGUGUUUAUUUUCCUUGCUGAUGCUGACAACUAGCAACGUAUUCGCCCUCAUAAAUUACUAUUCGCAAACGUUAUGGCUAUCUGUUGGUGCAUCCGUUGUCGGAAUGCUCUGGCUUCGUCAUACAAAACCCGACCUGCCCCGACCGAUCAAGGUCAAUCUAGCCAUCCCUUUCGUUUUCCUCUUCGCGAUCGCCUGUCUCGUUCUAAUCCCAGUCGUAACUAACCCGAAAGAUACCGCUAUCGGUUUAGGGAUACUCUUCUCAGGAAUACCAGUUUAUUAUCUUUGCGUGAAAUGGAAAAAUAAACCUCGGUCCUACCAUACGUUAUCUGGUUGUGUUUUAAGGUUCCUACAGAAAUUAUGUUCUUGUAUUUAUGUAGACUCGUUAGAGAAAAUGUCGACUGAUAAAUAA
Messenger RNA from Pieris macdunnoughi, 1443 nucleotides. NCBI's taxonomy places the organism in Eukaryota, Metazoa, Arthropoda, Insecta, Lepidoptera, Pieridae. The record is from the annotation of a GenBank genome assembly.